Clunio marinus is the source of this 4361-nucleotide messenger RNA. The record is from the annotation of a GenBank genome assembly. Lineage: Eukaryota; Metazoa; Arthropoda; Insecta; Diptera; Chironomidae.
UUCGUAAAGUGUUUUUGAAAAAUAAUUUACUAUAACUAUAAGUUGAAAUUGGCCUUAUAAUUAAAAUUCAUUGAAAGAUAUCAUCAGAUAUUGAAGUGGCGAAUAGAUUAAAUGAGAUUGUGAAGGCUUAAAAUCAAAAGCCUUAUCAGAAUUAUCGAAAUUUAGUGAAUAUCCGAGAUAUUUUUCUAUACAAUAUACACACACAUCAAUAAGAAGAAUGUAAAAGAAACGAUCCAAAAGUGAAUUCUCGAGAGUAAAAAAUGAAAAAAUUGAAGAAGUUUCUUUCAAAGAGUCUGAGUAUUGGUACAUCAUUAGGUGUGUAGGUGUUUCAUCGUGAAUUGUGAUUAAAAGAAAAUACAAAACAAGAGAAGAAAAUAAGAUCUUUUUCUUUACCUUCCUUCUUAUAAUAUAAGGAAAAAGAACGAAACAGCAACAAAACAUGCAACAUAAAAAAUGAUUGAAAAUACUUGAGCGAAAAAAAUCAUUAUGAUUCUUGUUCUGAAACACAUUCAUUGAAGAAAAUCAUAAAAAACGAAACAAGCUGAAGAGAAACGAGAACGCAAAACAUAUCGGGAAUAUUAAAUUGCAAUAAUCACUGCAUUGGCCGUGGCAGUUGCAUCAAAUUGCAUCACCACAAGAAACGAGCAAAGGAAGAGAAAAGAAAAAAAUAUCGCGACGAGUAAAACUUUAACUUUAAUUCUGUUUCCUUUACUUCGUAAAAGUCAACAAAAAUUGGGUGAAUUUCAUCGCAUCAAACAUUAGAACUCUUUUCAAGACAAUAAAAAAAAGACUUUAAAAACACAUCAAAAUGCCAAUUUUAAUGCAUAUUGCAUUACACAAAAUAAUUUCCUUCAAUCAAAGACUUAUGUUAUUACUGCUGUUGAUAAUCUCCAUUUGUUCAUUGCAUAAUGCAUUCGGACACGAUGAGUCGGGUUUGGGAACCUUCAUGAUUAAAUCUCCCGAGUCAACAGACGCUCCACCAGGUGAUGAAGUUCAACUUCAAUGUGAACUUAAUUUACCGCCAGAGAAGUUGGAAUUCCGAUUUCGACCGCAAAAUAGCAAUCCCGAGGAACGGGAUCUUCUGAUCAAUAUUCAUAAAAUGCCUGGCUACAACAUGACCACAAAAGAUCGUCUUUCAAAGCUUCAUGUGUUUGUGAAUCAAAAGACAGUUGGAGAUUAUCGAUGUGUGGCAUGGUUUGGUGCGUCAGCACACGCUUCAACAUCUGCAAAACUUCGAUUAGCAUCGAUAUCUUUGGAUAGUAAAGAAACUUACAAGCCUCUGAUUCAUUGGAAGAUUGCACCAAAGAACAGUCUCAUCAUUCGAUGUGGUGACGUUGUAUCUGCACCUGAUCCCGUAUGGAGCUAUUACAAAGAUGACGUGUUGUUACCAGCAAUGGAUCAAGCACAAAGUAAACUUGGUGGUUACAUCUUAAGUAACCUUACCACAUCUGAUUCAGGAAUUUACAGCUGUUCAGCAACAAACACUGUAACAGGAUCUGAGAUUAAAAUGCUUCAACGAUUUUCCAUCACUGUUGAAUCAACGCCAAGAAGUGCACCAACCUUUCUACUACAACCACCGUCAGUGUUUUCAGUAAAACCUGGUGAGAAAGUUCUCUUAGAAUGUCCUGGAAUUGCUAAUCCAGUUCCAAAAGCUACUUGGAGUAGUCCAGACAGAAAUUUAGAUUUCAACAGCAAUCGAAUAAAUGUUCUCGGUUAUGGACUUCAAAUUUCUGACAUUCGACCUGAUGAUGAAGGAACUUACAUUUGUCGUCUUGACAACGGCGAUAAUCCAGUUAAGGUGCACACAAUUAGACUGAAUGUACUUCAAAUGCCACAAAUUGACGAAGCACCAAGAACAUCAUUGACAAAUGAAAGCGAUCGUCUUGAACUUCAUUGUCGUGCAUCCGGCUCACCCGAACCAGAACUUUAUUGGAUGAUUAAUGGAGAGAAUACAAGAUUCGAUCCUUUAAUAACAGCAGUAGGUUCACGACUUAUUAUCCGUUCAGUUGAGAAGAAACAUGCAGGAAUUGUUCAAUGCUUUGCACGCAAUGAAGUUGGUGAAGUCAAUGAAGGCGCCUUACUUCAAGUAAAUCCAAAACAAAUUGAUGGCGAAGGCAAACCAAUCCCACUUGGAAUUCCACAAAAAUCAAGAUCGCGAAACAAUAAUCGAUCAUCAAAUGAGAGAAGAAAGAACAAAGGACCAAAUAUGCCGAGUGUGUCCAAGCCAAACAUCACUCGACUGAACGAUGAAUCUGUGAUGGUUAAGUGGUCAGUCGUUCCUUCAUCAACUGAUGGUUCUCUUCCCAUUCAGUUUUUCAAAGUUCAGUACAUGAUGGUGCCGUCUGAACAACGUCACAAAGGUCAAAAGUCGAAUGAAGAUUGGAUAACAUUGAACGAAGACAUUCCACCGCAUUUGCGAUCUUAUGAGAUUCAUCGACUUAAACUUGACCAUCAUUACAAGUUUAGAAUCUCAGCUGUUUACUCAAAUAAUGACAACAAACAAAGUCCCAUCCGCCGGUUUCAUCUGAAACGUGUUAAACAGAGCAGCAAAGCAGCACUUCCAAUACCAAACGACGUUCAAAUCUCACCAGUUUCAGAGACUGAGGUGACUGUACGAUGGUCUAUUCCAGAACCAUAUCAACAUAAUUUCGGUGGCUUUUACAUAAGUUACCGUCCCACAACAUCAGCUGAUGAAUAUGCGACAGUUUCAGCUGAAGGUCCACAUAAACGACACAUUCUGAUCAAACAUCUUGAACCAGGCAUGAAUUACGAAUUUAAAAUUCAAAGUUUCUCAUCAUUGACUGCUUCGGAAUUCAGUGAAAUUGUCAUGGGAAGAACUUUAAAACCAACUGCGCCUCCAACAACUCAUUCAACUGUAAAGCCAGAACAAGACGAUUCUAAGGGACAAUCUUCAUACUUGCCAUUAAUUGUCGGUGCCAUUGGCUUAUGUGCUCUAUUAUUCCUUAUCUUCUUGUUGGUUUUCAUCGCAUUAAAGCGUAGGCGCGACAUGGUCAAUGCUCAACGCGAAGAGCAAGAAAGCAAAUCAAAUCCGAAUCAUAUUCAAAACGAUACAACUGUGAAUGGAGGGAGAGGAUUAAGUCCACCGAUUCACCGUAAUCGUCUCAACGGAAUCAUCAGAAUCAACAUCACACCAAAUCCCCUUGAUGAAAAGAAUCAGAAUGACAUGACAUUGGGUAUUCCAGUGACGCCCACACAUCAAGCAACACCAAUCAAUGUCCAACAACUGCCGCCACUCGGCUCACACCGAAAGACUUUGGAAAGAAAUAUCCGCAACAAUCAUCAUAAUCAACUGCCUCCGAUUCCAAAUGGAAUGGUUGAGUCAACGAAGAUGAUGAUUGAUGGCGAUUUGGGAAUUCCAAUUGUACGAACAGCAUCAAUAAGGCGACAACCAUUGCGUGGCUCUAACAGUUCAAUCAACAACAGUCCGAGAAUUGUUAGGAAUCCAGGGAGACAUCAACGAUCACCAAUGCCAAUUCGAGCAUCAAAACGAAAACAAGACAUUGAACAAUCAACGGCAAGUCUCAACAGCGUUCACAGUAUUGACGUGUGAAAGUUGGAAGAAGUUUUGCAACAAAGUUCCUUAAACAAAUAAGAAGAAUUUCAAAUCUUCUUCUCAACCAAGCAAACAAGUUUCAUCCUUCUUGCUGGUUUCUCGACCAAUGUCAUUUCAAAAAUAAUUUAAAGAUUUUUUUUUAAAGUAAAAAAACCAAAAUGUGAUACUAAGAAAUGAUUUGAAACAAUGUGCGUGACACUUAAUAAUGAUUUAAGCUUUCGAUGAAGUUUCUUAAUUGAAAUAAAUAAGAAGAAAAAGAUUUCGAUGUGAAACAAGUUUCUAAAAUUCAUAUUUAAUUGACUUGAAUGUAAGUUUAAGAAUGAUUUUAAUUUAAAGCUGAAAUAUAAUUUGAAGCUUAGAGCCAAAGUCACAAAAUCCACAAAACAAAGAUCGGCUCUCUUAAAAGACUUAAAGAAGAAGUUCGUUCUAAAACUUUGAAUAAAUUUAUUGAAAUUGCGCAAGGCAAUAAUCCGUCCUUAAGCAGAAAAGAAAUGAUUGUUGAGUUCAUUCCCCUUCUUGAUAUUUAAUCAAUUUAUGUAGAAUCAUCUCGAAUUGAACUCUUCAAUCAACACAAGAAUCAAAAGAAUUCUUUUAUGAUGAAGAAAAUGAAUAAAACUUUUUUUUCUGCUGAAAAUUUACUUAAAGACUGUAAAUAGAUGAAAGUAAUAGAUUAGUUUUUUUAUAAUAAAACUUAGUUAAAUUAAUGUUAUUUAAAAAAAUGACGAACAAAAGCAUUCAUCACGAAAUGUUUCUUCUUUCUUUUAAAGCAACAAUUAAAGCUUAAUUU